AUGCAAUGUCGGCGAAACUUGACUCCGUGGAAAUCAAAGUUGGUGCGGCUGAAGGUUCUCAGCGAGUGGCACAAGGCCAGCCGACGACAGUUUGCACAUCAGGCGCGUGUGGAACGUAAGUUGGCAAGCGCAGAAGGGACACCCUCCCGUGUUAUUGGCGACGAUGUUGGCAGGACCCCUGCCAGGCCGGAUGAUCGUCACAACAGCUUGCUGGCGGAGGCAUUGAAGGACCCGCCGCGUUCAUCACCACGGCUUCCUCCAAGAUCUCCUUUGUUGAAAGCAAUGGACUCUCCGAUCACGUCCGUGGUACGGUCUCAUUCGAGCAAAAGAAUGGUUCUCAUGCAGCUGGCUCUUCUGCCCAUGAGUUUCGCCAGAGCGAAGGCGAGAGCUACUGCAGCAAGAUCGCCACUGCUCAAGGCUGCGGCGACGUGCACACGAAGACGGGAUGUAGCUUCAGAGAUCAGACGAAUACUGGCAGCAACAUCGCCCGAGGAGAAGCUGCAAGUGGCUGCAAAUGCGGCU
Messenger RNA from Symbiodinium necroappetens, 522 nucleotides. The record is from the annotation of a GenBank genome assembly. Lineage: Eukaryota; Dinophyceae; Suessiales; Symbiodiniaceae.